This is a messenger RNA of Ciona intestinalis (vase tunicate), 321 nucleotides long. NCBI's taxonomy places the organism in Eukaryota, Metazoa, Chordata, Ascidiacea, Phlebobranchia, Cionidae. The record is from RefSeq and is a predicted model, not a curated record.
AUGGGAGUCGUAACAAUUACAACCAAACAGGAUUUCGACGACAAAUUAGUUGCGGCCGGCGACAAACUAGUGGUGGUGGAUUUCACCGCGGGUUGGUGUGGCCCCUGUCGUAUAAUUGCCCCGAAGUUCCAAAGUAUUGCAGAAGAAAAUCCCGAUGUUGACUUCUUGAAAGUUGACGUUGACGCAAACCAGGAUUUGGCCGACGAAUAUAAAGUUCAGGGCGUCCCAACUUUUAUUUUCAUCAGGAAUGGGAAAAAACUUGAAUCGUUCUCUGGCGCCAAUGAGGCAAAACUAAAGGAAAACGUGUUGAAAUUGAAAUAA